UACACGUUUUCUCCCAGCAUACACAGGAUGUGAAGCACACACAUACACUGAUAAACGAUCGAACCCCAUCGCUGUCAAAUUUUCGUUUCAUUUUUAUAAGCGCAAUGUCCAAUCGUUAGGGAUGAGCUUAUCUAGUUACUUUACCCAUUUUGAGAAAUUGUGUCACUUUGCCAAAAAAGGUGGUGUUCUGUUGUUUUUGUCUAAUUAGCCUUUCGUUCUCUAGCAACAAGCUAGCCCGCAUCGUUAGAAGCAAUAUUUGGUAUAAAUAUCUCGCUUAAAGGGAGCUAAAAAUGGAUUUGUUGGGAUCAAUAUUAGGUUCCAUGGAUAAACCACCAGCAAAAGACAUAAAUAAAACACAGAUGUACGAAAAACAACGAAAGCAGUACGAAGCUGAAAAAAAUAAGCAACGUGAAGAAUUGAACCGCUUUCGAUCAUAUGUGGAAGAGCGCCUAGGGCGUUUCAUAAAAGAUGAUAAUCGGUGUUACAUGGAAUUUCAGCCGCUGGACCAAGUGUACCGAUCCAUAGUUCACGACAUUUCCGAAACAGCUGGACUUUUCGGAAUGAGUUUUGGAACGGAGGAAGACCGAUACGUAGUGGUCUACAAGAAGGAGCACUUGCCGAGCGAAGAUGAGGUGCAGGCGCGGAAGAAUGGAGAAACUUGGAAUAAAGAAACAGCAAAACAGUAUGCAGAACGUAGCAAAAUGCUGCGGUCAAAAUCGCUGGACUGCAAAGAUGAUAACGAUACGAAAACCACUUGCAUAAAACCAGCUUCAGAUUAUAAUAAAAAGUACAUGCACAUUUUUGGUAAUGAUGCAACUCUAGACGCAGCAAGAAAAACUGAAGUCAACAGAAGUUACGGAUAUGUACCAAGCGCGAACAAGAAGGAUGUGCGAUCCAUUGAGCAAACGAUGGCAGACAUUUCAGCAAAGAAACGGCUCAAAACUCAACAUCCGGAGCACCCUGUUUAAUAAUAGAAAACAUUGAAAAGCUUCAACUUCGAAAACGACAGUACACGUUAGCUAAAUAGAAGAAGCGAUAAUAGUACUGAUGAUAGAAUAAUACUUCUUGUAGUUUAACGCCAUAACUUUAACAAAUCGCAGUUAAAUAAUAGUAUAUAUUUGCGUAGAAUAUAAAGGUAGUUCUAGCAUACUGUAUUCUCAACAAUCAUUUCUCGGAAAACAAAUAUGACUUAAAGUUGUUAUUUAAAUAGGGUAAACAUUUAAUAAUGGUAGGCAAUUUUAUAAAGCAAUCUGUGCAAACAAAAUAACCGUUGUACAAAUGUGGAGCAAAACAGCAUGUUGUUGAUAUUGCUGCGUAUAUGCAAACCAGUACCAGUACUACUCUGGAUAAAUCCUGUAUCACGUAUUUACAUUCAGUGAAUAAAACUGGUACUUAGACAUAUCUUUCCUUGCUGGAGUAUUGCUAUCGGUU
Anopheles moucheti is the source of this 1431-nucleotide messenger RNA. RefSeq names its product sperm-associated antigen 7. Gene Ontology annotation, molecular function: nucleic acid binding. NCBI's taxonomy places the organism in Eukaryota, Metazoa, Arthropoda, Insecta, Diptera, Culicidae. The transcript is spliced from 4 exons. The coding region runs from base 291 to 968 and encodes 225 amino acids. The record is from RefSeq and is a predicted model, not a curated record.